CGAUUAUUUACAAAUUGUAUCAUUCGUUUCUUGUAUACAUUUAAGCAAAGAACUAAACUUCCAAUUAUUUUAACAUGGCUUUUAAGUUUGUUUUCGCAAUUGCUUUUGUAGCAGUAGCCAGUGCCGGUUACGUUCCAGCUGCUCAAGUUUAUCAUGCCGCUCCUGUUUCCGUACAUGCUGCUCCCUUAGCUGUUGCUCAAAAGGUUGUUGUUAAGUCAGAGGAAUAUGAUCCUCAUCCCCAAUAUAGAUUCUCUUAUGGUGUUGAUGACAAAUUGACUGGUGAUUCCAAGAGCCAAGUAGAAGAACGUGAUGGUGAUGUAGUGCGUGGUGAAUACUCUUUGAUUGAUGCUGAUGGCUACAAACGUACUGUUCAAUACACUGCUGAUGCCCACAAUGGUUUCAAUGCUGUCGUACAUCGUGAACCUCUCGUCAAGACUGUUGCUCAUUAUGCUGCUCCCGCUGUAGUAAAAACUGUUGCUCCAGUUGCUCAUUAUGCUGCUCCCGCGGUAGUAAAAACUGUUGCUCCUGUUGCCCACUAUUCAGCUCCCGCUGUAGUGAAAACGUUUGCUCCAGUAGCUCACUACUCCGCUCCUACUGUAGUCAAGACUGUAGCUCCAGUAGCUCAAUACGCUGCUCCUGCAUACACACACUAUUCAGCUCCAGCUGUAGUUAAAACCUUAGCUCCUGUUACUCACUACUCCGCACCAACUCAUUAUACAUCUUAUUCUGCACCAGCUGUUUCAUACCAUCACUAAUUGGCUGAAAUUAUGAGAAAUUGUUGAUCCAUUCGAAUAUUUAUUUUACGAGUACAAAAGAAAUAAAAUAUGUUUAGUUAAUAUCAAUAAAAAAAUAAUAAAUACAACUUGUUUUUCAUUCAUAAAUAUCAAUAAUACAUUU
This is a messenger RNA of Lucilia cuprina (Australian sheep blowfly), 897 nucleotides long. Its product is annotated as larval cuticle protein A3A-like. Gene Ontology annotation, cellular component: extracellular matrix. Bases 75 to 755 code for a protein of 226 amino acids. NCBI's taxonomy places the organism in Eukaryota, Metazoa, Arthropoda, Insecta, Diptera, Calliphoridae. The record is from RefSeq and is a predicted model, not a curated record. The transcript is spliced from 2 exons.